Messenger RNA from Oenanthe melanoleuca, 2401 nucleotides. It is a transcript of the gene CSF3, whose product is annotated as colony stimulating factor 3. The transcript is spliced from 5 exons. The coding region runs from base 326 to 928 and encodes 200 amino acids. NCBI's taxonomy places the organism in Eukaryota, Metazoa, Chordata, Aves, Passeriformes, Muscicapidae. Gene Ontology annotation, molecular function: cytokine activity; growth factor activity. Gene Ontology annotation, biological process: positive regulation of cell population proliferation; positive regulation of myeloid cell differentiation; immune response. Gene Ontology annotation, cellular component: extracellular region. The record is from RefSeq and is a predicted model, not a curated record.
AAGGCACCACCUGCCCUGUCCCGGCACCCGCCUCAGGGCUUGGGCUCCACCAGGGACUGCAGCCACAGCGAGAUCACCGCUGCCCACCGGCCCCGGGAAAGCCCCACGGUGUAGCAGCGGCCGAGCACCCGGUUCCUGGGAUUUGCAUGCUGUGAUUAAGGCAGUGAAGCAAUCGUGCUGUUGCCUCAUCGGUGAGAAUCCCCGAGGCCCGUGCGCUAUAAAUGCCCCCGAUCAAUGAGCACAGCAGGGCAGGAGCGAGAGGAGCCGGGCCGGGCUGGGCAGGGCUGCACUUCACAGAGGAGAAACAUCGAACCGGGCACCCACCAUGUGCUUCCUCACCCGUGGGCUGGCGCUGCUGCUGGGGGUGCUGCUGUGGCGGGUGCUGCAUGGGGCACCACUGACCGAGCUCUCAGGGGACCAGGACUUCCAGCUCUUCCUGCAGAGGAACCUCGAGUUCACCCGCAAGAUCCGUGGGGAUGUGGCUGCGCUGCAGCGCGUGGUGUGUGACACCCUCCAGCUGUGCAAGGAGGACGAGCUGGUGCUGGUGCGGCAGGACCUGGACAUCGCACAGGCGCCGCUGGAGCAGUGUCACAAGCGCACCUUCCAGGCAGAGACCUGCUUCAGCCAGAUCCGGGCUGGGCUCCACAUCUACCACGGCUCUCUGGCCACCAUCCAGGCCCUGCUGCCCGGCCACACUGGGCUGGUGGAGACCCUGCAGCUGGACAUGGCCAACCUGUCCUCCAACAUCCAGCAGCAGAUGGAGGACCUGGGCCUGGCCACAGUGACAUACCCCACAGAGAACCAGAAUCCCCUCCCCACCUUCUCCUCCAACUUCCACCAUCAAGUCGGAGGCUUCUUCAUCCUGGCCAACUUCCAGCGGUUCCUGGAGACGGCAUACCGGGCACUGCGGCACCUCACCAGCCUCUGACCCCUGCUGGUGGAUGUCCCCCCUGAGGGACAUCCCAGGAGCACCCCAUUUCCUGCUUAUUUAAUAUUUAUGGCUAUUUAAUAUUUAUCUGUCUGGGGAUGCUCCCCUGCCCGCAGCCCUGGAUCCUACGGUGGAUCCGUGCACAGGUACCUGUGCAGCAUCACCCUUGUUUAAUAUUUAAACACAAGCGUAUCUCUGCUAUGAGGUUCUGGAGCUGGGCUGAGCCCCCACAGCUGCUGCUGGCACUGCCUGUGCCUCAGUUUCCCCACAGCUCGCACUGCUGGGGCUGCUGCAGCAUCCCAUGGGAAAACACCUUCAUCCCAGGAUGAAGAUACUCCAGAACAGCAUCUCCCUGUCUGGGCUGCAGCCUGCAGGGACACAUCUGAUGGGUGUUAUUUCUAGUAAUUAAUAUUUAUUAGCCAUUAGGGAGGAAUGGAAGGGAAGAUGGAAGAACCAUAGGGAUGGAGCAGUCUUACCAGGAUGAGGCUUUUCCAGGGAGUCCCAGCACUUUGGGAGCUGCAUCUCCGCUCUGUCCCCCUUCCCUGCUAAACUUGGAGUGCUUAUUGCAGUUUAACUUAUUUGUGCCCAUCCCUGGCUGGAAAGAGCCACUUGGCCACAUUCCCAUCCUCCUGAGCCUGACGCAGCCCCGGUCCCGUGGCUGUGUGGGAGCUCUGGGCGUGGGGAGUUUUGUACUGUAUUUAUUGCUGCAGCUGGGUGAGCCCUAAGAAACACCCGCUUUUUUUUUUUUUUCUAUGUGAUAAAAAUGGAAAUAAACUCUAUUUUUGCACUCUCUCUCUGUUCCGCUGUCUCCUGCUUGCGUGGGAGGGAGGCAGAGUGACCAGGAUGUGGGGACACAGGGACAUGGGGGAUGAGGGAACAGGGGUGUGGGCUGUGGCUGCUGGUGUCAGCUCAGAAAGAUGAAAUGCAGACCCCCGGUGCCCCCACCCCACAGGCUGAGCCCGCUGGGGGCCAGGAGCAGCGUGGCACGGCCGCUUCCUCCCCGCCCGGCAGCGUGCUUGGGCAAGAGCCGAUUCCUAGAAAGCUCCGGAAGCCGCCUGCGCUGGCAGCGCCCGCUGAGGGCACCAGCACCGUGCCCAGAGCUGCUUUGUGGGCUCAUCCUGGGGCUUGGGGGCACUGAGGGUCCCUAAACACCCUUCUGCUGCUGUUGUCACACAGGAAAUCUGCCCCAGAGCUGCCCAGGAGCUCUUCCAGAGCUGCCAUGGUGGGAGGAGGCUUUCAGCAAGUGAGGAAGGCAAAAGGGACAGACCCAAAUGUGGCUGAGCAAUGUCAGGAGAGGCCUGGGCAUCUCCCUUGCCACAGAAAGCCCCUAAGGGCACCCCCAGACUCUCCCCAAUGGGUGUGUGCCCACCCUGGACUGUCCCAGCUUCACCAGCCCCAUUUCCUGCCACUGGGCCCACGCUCACAUCCCAUGACCACCAGCAUCCCUCACCACACUCAUCCCAGCCACACAGG